AUGGCGGAAAGCAGCAGACUCGUUGCAGCUCCCCCGGCGGCGACCGCCGCCGCUGCUCCGAAGGUACGUUCCGAUGGCGAGGGCGGGGACGGCACCUCCACCGACACUAUCAUGAACAUUGUCAACAUCGCUUUCGGGGCGGGAAUGCUCGGGCUUCCCUACGCCAUCCAAGGCAGCGGAUUGGUGUCGGGGACCUUUGGCUUGGGCAUCGUGUUGCUCUGGAACUUUUUCUGCUGCUCCCUGCUGGUGAAGUUGAGGAAGGAGGUCCUGAUUGCUAGGGCCGAGGCGGAAAAGGGUACUUCGCUUUCCGCGGACUUGGGCACACCGGUGUCGUUUGCAGCUAUCGGCAGCUACGCCAUGGGCUCUGUGGGGACGAUACUCGUGUACAUCAGCGUGGUGGUGACACUUUUGGGUGCAGCCACGGCGUACUUCAUCAACGCUAACGAGCUCUUGAGGGCGACUCACUUUUACCUCAACCCGGGAUGGUCGGAGGAGACGGCUAUGUACGUGAACACGUUCAUCUACAUGUGCCUCAUGUACCCGCUCACGUGCAUCAAGUCCUUAGCGCCUCUGUCGAGGCUAUCGUUGCCGGCUAUCGUCGCCCUUGUCGCCGGGUUUGCCGUCAUCAUCAAGCUGGGCUUGGAGAUGUACGGCUGGCCGCCGAUGGAGGAGGUCCUCUCGUGGGACGCUUUGUACAUCCCCCAGACUUUCGACGGUUUCAGCACGUUCUUCGGAGUGGCGGCGUUCUCCUACGGGGCAACGAUCAUCAUCCCCGAAAUCCAGGAAUCGAUGGCGAACACCGAAGAGUUUAUCGGCGCCCUCAAGACCUCCCUCUGGAUCAUCUGGAGUUCCUACUCCGUGCUCGGUGGGGUAGCUCUGCUCAUUUUCCAGCAGGACGGCCCCGUCUCCGACAACAUCAUGAGCCAGCUGCCGAGCGACUCUCUCGCCCAAGAGCCUCUUCUUCUUUUCAUCACGAUGGCGACGCUCUUCACGUACCCUUUGGCGAUGCAGCCUGUCUCCUCGAUCUUCGAGCAGGCCCUCAUCAAGGCCGGCUUCGGUCAGGCUUCCGCCCGGGUCGGCGGCGACGACCAGAGGUACGGCGCCCUCACCGCGGCGGAGACAGGAACGGACCCGCGGUCCCCCAAGGAGGAGGACGGAGAGAGCCACUCGUCGGGCGAGCUAUCUCCGGCGCUGAGGUACGGGCUCCGCGCCGCCCUCGUUCUCUUCACCGGGGUCUGCGCGACGAUCGUGCCCAACUUCGGCGUGGUCAUCACCCUCCUGGGGUCGUUCUCCGUGACCCUGGGAUCCUUCGUCCUGCCGCCCCUGUUCCACCGCGUCGUGUUCGGGGAGAGGCUGUCUAGCGCCGAGAAGACCGCCGAUGAGGUGCUCUGCUUCGUCGGUGCCGUGACCUGCGUGUUCACGACUACCACCACCGCGCUGGGGGUGCUCCGGGGCGAGUAAGAGAGAAGCACGUUCGUUGGUUCUUUCUUGCUUCCGAAGCAUGUUGGCUGGUUCUUUUCUGCUCCGUUUUUUCGUCGGCAGUGCGUGGUCGGUCGCUCCUGUCCGUCUUUUUUUUAAGAGGAUUUUUUUUUUGUGUGUUUGGUUGUUGUGUUUUUGGCGACAACAAGUUUUGCCAUACUUGGCAUGGAACAGUGGCUGUGGUAGGGCUUUGUUUUGGAAGUGCCACAUGUAGUUCGGAGUCGUUUACCCUUAUGUUAUCGAAUCUACCUUGGGUGUUACUGUUGUUUUUACUGCCCGAUCUUACUUGUGAAGGUUGGCGGGGGAGGAGAAAAGGCACAACUGGCGUGCACCAGUUUGAUAGGGUGAAUUAAUUUGAAACCUACGGUAUUAUUUAAUUCUUAGUAGGUGUUUGCGCAAACAUUUGGUAGGGUGGAUAAAAUGGACACGUGGGUGUGGGUCUGGCUCCUCUUUGGACGGAACGGGGCGCUGUAACUUUCUUCUCCCUUCAUAACCCGCGCGGUAGAGUGCACUGAAGACCGUCUAGACCGCACGUUUGUGUUUGAUUGCGGUUCUCGUGUGAUUGUGUUGCUCUUUGCGUGAGUGUGUGUGCAUGUGUCGAGAGUGUUUAUGUUGAGAAGAGAGUCGUGCCAAGUUUUUUGCAUAACGUUGGGAACGAGAUUUGGUGUAUCAGUUUGUACGUACUGCGAGCGCAUUUGUCACGCACAUGGUUGUUUUCCAUUCCACACCCACACGCUGCUGCUGGCUGUAUUGAGCUUCCCUCAGCGAACGAACACUUGACGAAUGAAUGCGUUUGUAUCUCCAGCGGCAAACAUGUGCAUGUUUGCGUUGAUUCAUGGUUUUAUUUUUUCUGGCGGUCGAUGCGUUUCCUGCUGCGAACGCGCGCGGUAAAGCGCCGCGCUAGACGUGGCACGAUUGUAGCACAAACAGGAGAUUGUAAACAUUUAUCGAACGUC
Ectocarpus siliculosus is the source of this 2435-nucleotide messenger RNA. The record is from the annotation of a GenBank genome assembly. Lineage: Eukaryota; Phaeophyceae; Ectocarpales; Ectocarpaceae.